AUGCAAAUCACACAAUUGCUGCUAUAUUUCGCUGCAACAACGCCUGUUUUAGAUUAUGAGAAAAAAUAUCCCAACUUCUUCCGAAUGGUCACCUCGGACAACACAGUCAAUCAGGCUGUUGUGAAGAUCCUACAGAACUACAAGUGGAGGCGUGUAGGAACUCUGACCCAGGAUGUACAGAGGAUCUCAGAGAUAAGGAGAGAUCUGACUAAACAACUGAGCAAGGCUGAUGUUAUGGUUGCUGUAACUGAAAGCCUGUCCACUGACCCAUGUGUCAAUGUAAAGAAAUUGAAGGAUAUGGAUGUAAGGAUCAUUAUUGGGUUGUUUGACGAGAAUUCAGCAUCUAAAGUGUUUUGCUGUGCUUAUAGCCUGAACAUGUUUGGCAGGAGGUAUCAGUGGAUCCUCCCUGGCGGUUACCAUGGGAGCUGGUGGGAGAAGGCUAACUCCUCCAACUGUACUUCAAACAACCUGCUGACCGCUAUGGAGGGCCACAUCAUUGUGGACUUCACACACCUCAGUAACAGACAGAUCAAAGGCAUCUCAGGAAGGACCCCACAAGAGUAUGACGAGACUUACAACAGAGAGCUGCUGCAGAAAGGGUUAGUUGCCAGCAAGUUCCAUGGGUUUGCCUAUGAUGGAGUUUGGGUGAUGGUGAAAGCAAUGACCAGGGUCAUUGAGUCGGUAAGAUACAGAGAGAGAUAUGACAUCCACCGGAACUUCACAGUCAGCGAUAAGGAGAUUGGACGAAUGGUCCUGGAUUCCAUGAAGGAAAUCCGCUUUGAGGGUGUAACUGGUCAAGUUCUGUUUAGAAAUGGUGAACGCAUGGGAACUAUUAACUUAAGCCAAUUUCAAGAGGGCCGGGAGGUCCAGAUAGGCCAGUAUAAUGCUGAAGCAGAAGUAUUGGAACUCAUCAACCACUUAAUCAGGUUUCAAGGGAUGGAGCCGCCUAAAGACCGGACACACUCCCAGCGGUGGGAUGUCAGUGUUCCCCUCUACAUCAUCUUGUCAUCCACCACUGGCCUGGCUAUACUCAUGGCACUCUCCUUCCUCUUCUUCCACAUCAAGUAUCGCAACCAUUGGGUCAUUAAGAAGUCCAGUCCGUCCAUGAACUACCUCAUUAUCCUGGGUACGAUGCUGGCCUGUACCUCCGUCUUCCUCUAUGGGCUGGAUGGAUCCCUUGUGACUGACAAAGUGUUUGUCACGCUUUGCCCUAUUCGCACAUGGAUUCUUUCUGUAGGAUACACCACAACUUUUGGGGCAUUGUUUGCAAAAACCUGGAGGGUCUGGACAAUCGUCAACAAUAAGGAGAUAAUGAAAAAGAUUAUUAAGGAUUACCAACUAUGGAUUAUUGUCGGGGGAAUGCUGCUGAUCGAUCUGUGUCUCUUAACCUGCUGGCAGAUGGUGGAUCCACUCAGACGAACAGUGGAAGAGUUCAGCAUAGAGACUGAUCGUGGUGGUGAAGACGUUAAUACAAGGCCCUUCCUGGAGCACUGUGAAAGUACAAACAUGACUAAAUGGCUCGCCAUUGUAUAUGGCUACAAAGGGCUUCAAAUGUUACUUGGAUGUUUCCUGGCCUUGAGAACCAGCCAUGCACAUAUCCAACUCCUCGAUGAUGAUGACAGCAAGUACACAAGGCUGAGCAUGUACUACGUGACCGUCAUGUCUAUCAUUGGAGCAUCAGGGUGCUUCCUGACCCGGUAUAACCCUAAUGUACAGCUCUUCAUCAUGGCUUUGGUGGUCAUCGCCUGCUGUACCUGCACCCUGUGUCUGGUGUUCCUGCCAAAGCUUAUAGAAAUCAGAGACAAUCCCAACCAAGUGGAUCCAACUAGCUGGUUCCAAUGUGAUCCUAACAAGGAGGACUCGAAGACCUCCAGUUCCUCUAGCAGUCUCAAUCAGGGCAGCAGAUCUCUUGAAAGCCUGCGUACUGAAAACCAGCAGCUCUGGAGGAGAAUCACAGAGAUUGGUGACCAGUUGGAGGAUGUCGCCAUGCAAGUACUAGAGGAAGAGCUGAGUCCUCCUAGUCGACAGGGCCAUGAGGUGACACUGAGAGCCCAGGUGCGCUCUGAGGAUGUGUCCAGGAUGAACAGGGAACUCUCUGAUGACAUCAACUCACCUGAACACGUGCAACGAAGACGGUCCGUGCAGCUGCCAAUUCUUCACCAUGCCUACAUGCCAGCCAUUGGGGGAAUUUCUGCCAGCUGUUCCAGCCUUCUGAGAAAUCCUGAUGUCCCCACCAUCACAUCAGGCCAUGGUCACCGGGCUGUGACAAUAUGUUCCCCCUACAGUGAGUGACAAUACGCUGGAAUAGUUACAAUAUUCAUUGAACUGCCUCUGGUUCCAUUGGCAGCUGGAAGUCAUAAGACCUUCCUUUACCUUGACUGCCAUAGCGUCAUUCACAUCUGAAGUCAUGUUCACAUCCAGACAAGUUCUAGCUACAUGUGGUGCUGACAAAAGUUAUCUGUGGUAAAUUACAAUAGGUGCUUUACUUUAGGAUUUUUAGUUGAUUGAUUGCAGUGCAAUUCAUGGAAAUUGUCUCCUGAUGAUUAUUCAACAUUCUGGCCGUUUCCCCUGUGUUUCCCAACAUGGGAGUAUCCUGUAUUGCAGCAGGAUACUGGCAGUGACUGUAUUUGCACUCUUGGUAACUACUGUGCUGUGGUACUGCUCUGUCAUGUUGUCAAUCUGGGAAUUUCCUGGUCUGAUACUGCUAAAGCCCAGGAAUUAACUCCAAGGCAGAAAUUAACCCUUUACAGCGGUCAAAAAAAUAAUUGUCUUUCCAAGAGAAAACAAAAUCUUGACUAUGUCUAAGAAAAUACAAGUUUAUGUUAUCACUCUUUCAAAGAUGAUGAAUGGGCUCCCGAGUGGCGCAGCGGUCUAAGACA
This is a messenger RNA of Coregonus clupeaformis (lake whitefish), 2879 nucleotides long. Its product is annotated as gamma-aminobutyric acid type B receptor subunit 2-like. The record is from RefSeq and is a predicted model, not a curated record. Gene Ontology annotation, molecular function: G protein-coupled GABA receptor activity. The coding region runs from base 1 to 2292 and encodes 763 amino acids. Gene Ontology annotation, cellular component: G protein-coupled receptor heterodimeric complex; membrane. The transcript is spliced from 17 exons. Lineage: Eukaryota; Metazoa; Chordata; Actinopteri; Salmoniformes; Salmonidae. Gene Ontology annotation, biological process: gamma-aminobutyric acid signaling pathway; G protein-coupled receptor signaling pathway.